UAAAAAUUCACACCAACACCUGGUGAGUACUUCGCACUUUACCCGGGUAAACACAGAUAAAAUUGAUACAAAAAAAUAUAGCAGAAAAAUGCAGCAACACAUGUAGUUAUCAUCGAAAACAUCUGCAUCGCACUAUAUAAAUUUUGUUUACAUUUUUAAAGAUGAUGCCAUUAUCAACGAAUGUUUAUAAUAAUUUAUAUUCACUGCAAGGAGAACAUUAUCCUGGGAGGUCUUACAUCACAAAUAAAUCAAGUGUUGUCUAGAAUUAACGAAAAAUGUAUAUUCUUUUGCUGGUGUUGUGCGUGAUAGCAAUAUUUUUAUUUCGACAGUACACUUAUCAUAAAUACUGGAAAUAUGUUAACGAAAUUCCAGGACCAGAGACUUUCCCAAUUAUUGGCAAUUAUGAAUUAGUUAAUUUAGAGAAUGAGGAACUUUUUAGAAUCCUCCGCGAGAGAUCAAAACUUUUCUAUCCAAUAUACAAAAUAUGGGGCCUCUUCGAGUUAUAUUUAAUUAGCCUUGCAGGCCCCCCUGAGGACAUGGAGCUAAUUUUAGGACAUUCGGAAAAUAACAAUAAAAGUUUUGUAUACAGGUUGUUAAAUAAUUGGCUUGGAACAGGGUUAUUAACCAGCAAUGGUAGCAAAUGGCAUUCCAGAAGAAAGAUUCUGACUCCAGCUUUUCACUUUAAUAUCUUACAGAAAUAUCUUGAAGUGUUUAAUAAAGAAACAGAAAUUUUACUUGACGAGCUAGAUAAGGACGCUGGAAAGGAAUAUAUUAAUGUAGUGAAACCAAUGACUGAUUUUACGUUAUUUUCAAUAGGAGAAUCUGCUUUGGGAGUGAGUUUACGCGAAAAGAAUUGUGAUGAGUAUAAAAAGGCUGUUCAUGCGUAUGGAAAAAUGGCCACAUAUAGAAUACUCAAACCACUUUUGUAUCAAGAUUUUAUAUUUAAUAUGCUUCCAAUCGGCAGAGCCCUUAAAAAAUAUGUCUUAAAGACUUUACAUGAUUUAUCAACCAAUAUAAUUCGAGAAAGGGAGCAAAGCAAACAAAUGGAUGCCCAAGGAAAUUUUUCUUACUCUAAAAGAAAAAGAUUAGCUUUAUUGGACUUAAUGCUUGAAGCAAGAGCAGCUGGUGAAGAUAUUGAUGAAAAAGGAAUUAAAGAGGAAGUAGAUACGUUUAUGUUUGAGGGACAUGAUACGACAUCGGUAGCACUCUGCUAUGUUCUGUUAAAUUUAGCUAAUGAGCAAGAAUAUCAGGCAAAAAUAUAUGAAGAAAUUCUAUCAGUCUUAGGAACAACCCAAUAUCCAACUCAGCAACAACUAGGGGAGCUCAGGUUCUUGGAAAGAUUCGUUAAAGAAUGUCUGCGCCUUUAUCCUAGUGUGCCAUUUAUUUCCCGAGUGACUGGAAAGACUAUACACACUCAUUCUGGAUACACAAUACCUAAAAAUUCGACAGUUCUUAUACAUAUUUAUGAUCUGCACCAUAACGCGGAAGUAUGGGAGGAUCCAGAGAGAUUUGAUCCUGAUAGAUUUUUGCCGGAGAAUGUUGCCAAAAGACACCCGUUUGCAUAUUUACCAUUUAGUGCUGGAGGAAGAAACUGUAUAGGUCAGAAAUUUGCUAUGCUGGAAAUAAAGGCGGUAUUGUGUGGAAUACUUAGAAAAUUUAAAUUGGAAGCAGUAGACAAACGAGAAGACAUCAAAUUUAUAGCAGAUCUCGUAUUAAGACCAACUGGCGAAAUACGAGUCAAGUUUUCUCAUCGACAAUAAAAUAUACACUUACCUUCACAUACUUAAUACCUGAAAAUUCUUACCUGAAAAUAAUAUUGGUAGAAAUACACUUAUAUUUUUCUCAAAUUAUCAUUUGAAAUAAAAUACAACAAGUGAAUAAUUGACGUA
Messenger RNA from Diabrotica virgifera virgifera (western corn rootworm), 1889 nucleotides. Its product is annotated as cytochrome P450 4C1-like. The record is from RefSeq and is a predicted model, not a curated record. Gene Ontology annotation, molecular function: heme binding; monooxygenase activity; oxidoreductase activity, acting on paired donors, with incorporation or reduction of molecular oxygen. NCBI's taxonomy places the organism in Eukaryota, Metazoa, Arthropoda, Insecta, Coleoptera, Chrysomelidae. The transcript has 7 exons. Bases 276 to 1760 code for a protein of 494 amino acids.